AUGGACCAAGUGUUCGGAUCAGCUGGAGUUUUCUUGUGCUCCAUGUACGCUCCGAUCUGCACGCUGGACUUUGUGAGUGAAGCCAUCCCGCCCUGUCGCAGCGUGUGUGAGGCCGCGCGAGAGGGAUGUGAGCCCCUGUUGGCCAAGUUUGACAUCCCGUGGCCGUCUGCCCUAGCCUGUGAAGCCUUGCCCUGGUACGACCGUAGCGUGUGUAUCACUCCCCAGGCCAUCAUCUCUGACGUGACGCCUCCACCUCCAAAAGAAGAAGCUCCAUGUCUGUGCCAGUCUCAGCGAGGACUUCGCAAGCGGCUUUAUCAGAAGGCUGGGUUCCACUACGCGGUGCGUGGGAUCGUAAAGAGCGUGGACACGUUUGGUGAACUGACCCUCACGACGGUAGCGGUGAAGGAGGUGGUGCGGGAAGGCCGGGUGAGGGUGGCGAUUGGUGAAGACGGACACUUGUGGACCAACCGAUCAUGCGUGUGCCCAUCACUUGACAUUGAUCAAGAGUACUUGAUGCUGGGGUGGGAGGAUUUCGCCAAUAGCUGCCUCCUGUUUCCUGAGGGCAGUCUCGCACUCCACUAUAGGAAGAAAUACGCCAGGAAAAUCAAGAAAUGGGAAGCUGAAGCCACCCCCACGCCUGUCCCCAGCACCAGCCCCGCUCACUAUGCCCCCACACCUGCCCGUAGCCAGGUCAGAAAUAUUUACAAAAGAAAAAAGAAGAAGAAACGAAGGAGAAGGAGGAGGAGGAGAAGGCGAAGAAGAAAGGGAAGACUCGCUGAAAGACGUGGGCAGGAGGAAAAGACAAGAGGGAGGUGACAAGAGGACCAUCAUGACCGCAGCCACUGAUCAUUGUUACAUUGCCGUCUGUCAACACUGCAGUUUAUAACUAUGUGAAAUCUAACAUACUGUAUAGUUUUCCUUCAUAUAUAGUCUAAAAAUCACACGUAUAUGCACCAUACGAGUAAUGAAACAAGUGAGUAAUGUACAACAGGCUCGUCUCUACUCAAUAUAGAUUCAGUUCCGCUUGUCGAGAAGUACCGAACUUAUUUUACGUGCGGUUCUGAAACACUUCUGCUCUAUAUCCUCACUAAAUUCAUGACUAUUCGAAGUUACAUAGGUUUGUAAGAGUGUUUUCAUGGUUCUAGUGAUAUUUUAAGUAAACUUCCACAUGAAUGAUAAGAGAAACAUUCUUGGAAACUUGGCAAAAUCUUGAGAAGCCAGCAAAUCAUCUCUGUGACCUUUGAGAAAAGUCGUGACGAGAGAGCAAAAGCGUUUUAGAAUACGUUCCGUACUGCGUUCAAUUAUGGAGGGUUAGGGGUUCAUGCUCAGUAACCUGAAUGAAUCGACUCAAUCACAGGAAAAGAAAAAGUAUUCUUCGAAUACCCAACUCAUAUGUUCCCAGUGUAAAUUUUAGCAAUAUCGUUUGUUGCUAGUGAUAGAACCACUGACGUCGUUUUCAAGGGUGUUUGUAUGAUUCCGGUGAUAAGUUUUGUCACGACUGCAUCAUCAAAGAAAAACACCCAUGACAAUUCUCCUUCUCAUCCUCCUGGGUCUUAUACGUACAGUACACGUGUGUAGUUGCUUUAUAUUAGCACUGUUAAUAAAAGUUUUACUAGAA
Messenger RNA from Portunus trituberculatus (swimming crab), 1618 nucleotides. RefSeq names its product secreted frizzled-related protein 3-like. The record is from RefSeq and is a predicted model, not a curated record. Gene Ontology annotation, cellular component: cytoplasm. Gene Ontology annotation, molecular function: Wnt-protein binding. NCBI's taxonomy places the organism in Eukaryota, Metazoa, Arthropoda, Malacostraca, Decapoda, Portunidae. Gene Ontology annotation, biological process: non-canonical Wnt signaling pathway; canonical Wnt signaling pathway.